CACAUGGCAGCAAUUUUACCAGUUACUUCAAGGCUAAUUAAUCAUGAUUAAGUAACAUGAACUCUAAAUUUAAACAUAUGACAUGCAUGUAUUGGCUUGAUGUAUACAUCGAAUGCGUGUAAGUUUUAACCAUUAGUUUCCUUAUUCAAGUCAUAAUCAUCUCUUUAGGGACACGACGGCCGGCCACAAUUAGUUAAGAGCUAAAUUCUAAAAACUUGAAGACACCCUACAUCGUUUCCUCCGAUGAUAAAGAUAACUUAGGUUACGAAUGUGGUGCAGCGGAUGGGGGCUGCUCCUCCCUUAAUCAGAGGUCUCGGGUUCGAAUCCUGGAUAUGAAAAAAUGUUUGGUAGGGAGCGCUUUCCCUCGAAUGGGGCCCUACGCGGCGUGAAUCCGGAUUAGUCGGACUCCAAUGCGGGUACCGGAUACCAGAUAGGAAACAAAAAAAAAAAAGAUAACGCUUCCCCCCAAAUGGAGCCCUACAUGGCGUGAAUCCGGAUUAGUCGGACUCCAAUGCCGGUACCGGAUACCGGAUGAAAAAAAAAAAAAAAAGAUAACUUAGGUUUUGGUCUAUUUAUUAUCAUCAUAAGCAGUGACAUUUAUUUCACCAAGGAGAAAAAGAUUAGUAAUACUCAACAUUUUGCUUCUAUUAGGUUAUAAUUAAGUAACACACUUUAAAAGAAAGAAUGAAAGUUGAGAUGGAAAUCGUGUCCAAAGUGACAAUCAAACCAUCUUCACCAACCCCACAUGACCUUCACCAUUACCAACUAUCAUAUAUUGAUCAAAUUACUCCUAAUAUUUUGAUGCCCCUAGUUUUUUUCUAUCCAGCAGACAAUAACUUCACCAGCAUACACAGUAGAUCAGACAAACUUAAGACAUCUCUAUCACAUGCCUUAACCAAAUUCUACCCUCUUAGUGGUCGUCUAGUGGCUGACUCCUCCUCCCAUGUCAACUGCAACGACGAGGGCAUUCCAUACGUCGAAGCGAUAGCCAAAUGCAGUCUCUCAGAGUUCCUUGUUGAUCCAGUUCCUAAUGAACUUAACAAGUUCAUCCCAUGUGAUUUACAUGAUGGUAAAGAUGUUUACUUACUAGUCCAAGCAAACUUUUUUCGGUGCGGAGGAAUGGCUAUUGGUAUAGCCAUUUCUCAUAAGAUAGCUGAUGCAUUGUCAACUUUCAUGUUUAUCAAUAGCUGGGGAGCUAUUGCAAGGGGGAAUGUAGACGACGACGUUCCUUGUCCAAGAUUUGAUUCUUCCAUACUAUUUCCACCAAGAGAUACAUCAGAGUUCAAAUCAAGCAUCACAAUUGGGAAAGAUAAUCACAACAUUGUGACUAAAAGGUUUGUAUUCUCUUCCUCUAAAAUAUCAGCACUUAGAGAAAAAUAUACUGAAAAAGCGAGCGAAAGUAUGAGACCUCCCUCGAGGAUUGAAGCUUUAUCAGCUUUCUUAUGGACACGUUUGAUGGCAAGUAUUCACGCCGAAAGGGAUCAAACCAAGACGUAUGGGAUAGUCCAUACAGUGAACUUACGCACCAGAAGUAAUCCUCCGUUGCCUGAAUCUUUAUUCGGGAAUAUAAUGCACGUAGUUGUUACAGUACCAGCUAAGGAGGAACGAGAUUUUGAGCUAGUGAGAAAAGUGAGAGAAAGUAUACAGAACAUAAACAGUGAAUUUGUCUCAGAUCUCCGGAAGAAUGAUCAAAAACACUUGAAUUCUCUCAAAGAUAAAGUAAAUGAGCAGAGAAAAGGUGAGCUAGUCUUGUUCAACUUCACUAGUUUGUGUAGAUUGCCUCUAUACAAAGCCGAUUUUGGUUGGGGAAAACCGAUAUGGGUAGGAUCAGCUAGCCUUGUUCUCAAAGAUGUCGUUGGUUUUCUAGACACAAAAUCAGGUGAUGGAAUAGAAGCCUGGGUAAAUCUCAAACAAGAAGACAUGGCUACAUUUGAAGCUGACAAGGAACUGCUUUCUUGGUGUAGAGACUCAUCCUAGAUUAGUUUAAGGUUUUUUUCCCCUGAACUCUUUUGAUGGUGUUGACAUCAUGAGAUCUUCACAUUGUUUUCUAAAACUUCAGCAACUUUUGCAAUGA
Capsicum annuum is the source of this 2074-nucleotide messenger RNA. RefSeq names its product stemmadenine O-acetyltransferase. The transcript has a single exon. The record is from RefSeq and is a predicted model, not a curated record. The coding region runs from base 685 to 1977 and encodes 430 amino acids. NCBI's taxonomy places the organism in Eukaryota, Viridiplantae, Streptophyta, Magnoliopsida, Solanales, Solanaceae.